GCGCCAUGGCUUGCGGCGCCACUUUGAAAAGGACUCUGGAUUUCGACCCGCUGCUCAGCCCGGCGUCCCCGAAGCGCAGGCGAUGCGCGCCAUUGUCCGCCCCGGCCUCGGCCGCCGCCGCCUCUUCCUCCUUCGCCGCCUCCUCCCCGCAGAAAUACCUGCGCAUGGAGCCCUCGCCCUUCGGAGAGGUCUCGUCCCGGCUCACGACAGAGCAAAUUGUGUACAACAUAAAACAGGAGUACAAACGCAUGCAGAAGAGGAGACACUUAGAAAAUAGUUUCCAGCAGACAGAUCCCUGUUGUUCUACUGAUGCGCAGCCACAUGCAUUUCUUCUUACUGGACCAGCUUUGCCAGGUACUUCAUCUGCAGCAUCAUCACCAUUGAAAAAAGAACAGCCCCUGUUUACUCUCAGACAAGUUGGAAUGAUCUGUGAACGUUUGCUGAAAGAACGUGAAGAGAAAAUCCGUGAAGAGUAUGAAGAAAUUUUGACCACAAAACUUGCAGAACAAUACGACGCAUUUGUGAAGUUCACGCAUGAUCAAAUCAUGCGACGGUAUGGAGAACAGCCUGCCAGUUACGUUUCAUGAAUCACACUUUCUGCAUAUGUGGGCUGCCCUGUACACCCUGUUUUAUUGUUGCAAGCUGUCCCAGUUAAGACUUGCAGCAAUGCCAUAUUUCCCCCCCCUCCCCGUGAACACAGGUUAUUUCAAGCUUUUGUCAGUGGCAACCACUCUUAUGCAGCAACUGGUUUUGGAGUGCUCCCUGAUGUCAGUACCACCUGGAUGUGGACCUUUGCUACCUGUAAUAAUACCAGUGGCCUCAUUUGCUGUUUCAUUACAAUUUGGCUUCUUAUGUUAAUAAGUUUGAAAAAGUAAAGGAUUAAAGCUGGUGUUCUAGCAGUUGCCCUUCACUGGUUGUUUAAAUAAAAAUGUAGAAUGACA
Cuculus canorus (common cuckoo) is the source of this 941-nucleotide messenger RNA. It is a transcript of the gene AKIRIN2, whose product is annotated as akirin 2. Gene Ontology annotation, biological process: positive regulation of innate immune response; positive regulation of transcription by RNA polymerase II. The record is from RefSeq and is a predicted model, not a curated record. The transcript is spliced from 5 exons. Gene Ontology annotation, molecular function: transcription coregulator activity. Gene Ontology annotation, cellular component: nucleus; chromatin. NCBI's taxonomy places the organism in Eukaryota, Metazoa, Chordata, Aves, Cuculiformes, Cuculidae. The coding region runs from base 6 to 587 and encodes 193 amino acids.